Molecule: messenger RNA, 914 nt
Organism: Fukomys damarensis (Damara mole-rat)
Lineage: Eukaryota; Metazoa; Chordata; Mammalia; Rodentia; Bathyergidae
Gene: Ifi27l2
Product: interferon alpha inducible protein 27 like 2
Exons: 7
Coding region: 1-624 (207 amino acids)
Biological process (GO): apoptotic signaling pathway
Cellular component (GO): membrane; mitochondrion
Source: RefSeq, a predicted model, not a curated record
AUGGGCAGCAGCCGUGUGGCUGUCCAAUAUCUAAAGCCGCACCGGGAGAGCAGGAGCGUUUUCAGCCUGCCCCAGUCCACACAGCACCCCAUAUGGCUACUGGAGCCCUCAGAGAGGGAAUGCACAGGCGUGGGCCACCUUUCUGACCCGUGGGCCUCCUCUCUGACCCACGGGCCACCCGUGAACAUCAAAGCUGCCUCAGCUGCCUCACGUCAGCCCAAGUCAUUAGAACUGUCGCCCAGCCAAGCUCAGCCUGGGUCACAGACCCCUCCUCUUCAGGAAAAAAACCUGGGAAUCGAUCUAAAUGAGGUGAAAGACCUUGGUUAUAACAGGAUACUGAAGGUCGCCUUUGGGAGGAGAAGGGGACUGGACCAAGGCAGCGGAGAGAGCUCCGUUCCGCUGCGAGCAGGAUCCUUAGCCACGGCCUCACUGGUGGCCGCUGCCGUCGGAGGAGCGGCAGCCCUGGGCGCGGCGCCCUUCCUUCUGGGCGCAAUGGGCUUCACUGCGACCGGGAUCGCGGCCUCUUCCCUGACAGCCAAGAUGAUGUCCGCAGCCGCCAUCGCCAACGGGGGAGGGAUCGCGGCGGGCAGCGUGGUGGCCACACUGCAGUCCGUGGAUAAGUGACCCCAUAGGGGAACCAGAGAGGGUGACGACCGAAGCCAGAGCCUGAGCUCCUUCCUCUUCUUCCUCCGAAGUUCCUUGUUCCCAAGGGCAGCUGGACUCUCCACAUCAUCCAACAUCAUCUUGGGCUCCUUCGGGGCAGCUGUGGGGACCUUAUUUGAGAAUUCAACUGGAUCCUAAGCCUGAAGAGGCUAAAUAAAUCCAGCAAAGAUAAAAUGUGUCCCGAGUUGAAUGCACAAAACCCUCAGUCAAAUCAGGGAAAGAUGAGAAAUAAAGGCUACAUGCCAUGUGCC